This is a messenger RNA of Daucus carota subsp. sativus, 2530 nucleotides long. Its product is annotated as twinkle homolog protein, chloroplastic/mitochondrial. Gene Ontology annotation, biological process: DNA replication. NCBI's taxonomy places the organism in Eukaryota, Viridiplantae, Streptophyta, Magnoliopsida, Apiales, Apiaceae. Gene Ontology annotation, molecular function: 5'-3' DNA helicase activity; ATP binding; single-stranded DNA binding. The record is from RefSeq and is a predicted model, not a curated record. Bases 112 to 2190 code for a protein of 692 amino acids. The transcript has 21 exons.
AGAUAUUGGCGCCCUGAUUCUUCUGCACAGGCCAUAAAAUCUCUGAACUUGCUGCUUUAAACCCUAAAACAAACGAAAACCCACCAAUUAAAAUACCCAAAUUUGUUAGCCAUGCUUCUCAAUUAUCGCAAGUUUUUGAGUUUAAACAUACUUAUGGCUACAAGAAACAUGUUCUUCAAAGGCACCUAUUUGCCGAGAACUCAGCUUUUAAGUUCAAGAACUUACUCAAAACUCUUGUUUUCUAACCACCCUUCAAAACCCACCUCAAAAUCGAGCCCUUUUUUGAUAAAAAGUUGUGGGGUUUCUUAUACUCCUCAUGCAAGAGCCUAUAGUCCAGUGGAAGUGGAGAAUGAAGAGGUUGAUGCUGAAAAUUCUAUGAGGUUGAGUAUAUUGAAUAAGAAGUUGGAGAAUGUUGGGAUUGGCAGCGGUGAUUGGAAUCCGGGGCAGUACCAUGGUUUGAUUUGUCCGAUGUGCAAAGGUGGAAAUUCAGGAGAGAAGGCAUUAUCACUUCUCAUUGAGCAUGAUGGGAAUACCGCUACAUGGACCUGUCAUCGAGCUAAAUGUGGGUGGAAAGGGGGUCUGAAGGCUCUGGCAGGUUUGAAGUCGAGUUAUAAAAAGAUGAGUGGGACUACUACGGUAAAGAAGAUAAGGAAGAUCACGGAGCAUGAAUUGAAUUUACAGCCUCUGUCUGAUCCGAUACGGGAAUUCUUUUCUAUGCGGAUGAUAUCAGGGGAGACAUUAAGGAGAAAUAAUGUGUUGCGGUGUACACAUGAUGAUAAGGAUGCUAUUGCGUUCACAUAUAGAAGAAAAGGAGAGCUUGUUGGCUGCAAAUAUCGUGAUGAGAACAAAAAGUUUUGGCAGGAAAGUAAUACGGAAAAGAUAUUGUAUGGACUGGAUGAUAUUGAUGGAGCAACUGAAAUUAUCAUUGUCGAGGGUGAAAUUGAUAAGCUUUCAAUGGAAGAAGCUGGCUUCCGUAACUGUGUAAGCGUCCCCGAUGGCGCUCCAGCAUCAGUCUCCAAGAAGGAAGUGCCAUCUGAAGAACAGGACACAAAGUAUCAAUAUCUUUGGAACUGUAAAGAGUAUCUGGAGAAGGCAACUCGCAUAAUACUCGCUACUGAUGGGGAUCAACCUGGUCAAGCCUUAGCAGAAGAGCUUGCACGACGUCUUGGAAGGGAAAGAUGCUGGCGAAUCAAAUGGCCUAAAAAGAAAGAUGAUAAUGAAUACUACAAAGAUGCUAAUGAGGUACUUGCAAAUCUGGGCCCUGAAGCAUUGAGGGAAGUCAUUGACAAUGCUGAAUUAUAUCCUAUUCAAGGAUUAUACAGCUUUAAGGAUUUCACGAGCGAAAUUGAUGCAUACUAUCACCAGACCCUCGAUUUUCAGCUUGGUGUGUCAACUGGAUGGAGGUGUCUGAAUGAAUUUUAUAACGUUGUGCCAGGAGAGUUAACAAUAGUUACUGGAGUUCCCAAUUCAGGAAAGAGUGAGUGGAUUGAUGCUCUUUUGUGCAAUCUUUGUGCAACUGUUGGUUGGAAGUUUGCUCUUUGCUCUAUGGAGAACAAGGUUCGGGAUCAUGCCAGAAAGCUCAUGGAGAAACAUGUGAAGAAGCCUUUUUUCGUUGCAAGCAGAUAUGGAGAAUCUUCAGAAAAAAUGAGUCCUGAGGAAUUUGAGCAAGGAAAACAAUGGUUAAGUGAUAACUUUUAUCUCAUAAGAUGUGAGAAUGAUUCCCUUCCAAAUAUAGAGUGGGUUCUUAAAAAAGCUAAAGCAGCAGUUCAACGAUAUGGGAUAAAUGGACUUGUCAUCGAUCCAUACAAUGAACUUGAUCAUCAACGUCCUCAAUUCAUGACUGAAACAGAGUACGUAAGUGUGAUGCUAACAAAGGUCAAACGAUUUGCUCAAUUUCAUUCUUGUCAUGUCUGGUUUGUAGCACAUCCAAGACAGAUGCACAACUGGGUUGGGGGUCCUCCAAGUUUAUAUGACAUCAGUGGAAGUGCCCACUUCAUAAACAAAUGUGACAAUGGAAUUGUUAUUCAUCGUAAUAGGGAUCUGAAGAAUGGUCCUGUAGAUAGAGUACAGGUCUGUGUGCGGAAGGUUCGUAAUAAAGUUGCUGGAACAAUAGGUGAAGCUUUCUUGUCAUAUGAUAGGGUAACUGGUCAAUAUGUUGACAGUAACAAUACAUGUGCUGUUGACCCCUGAUAGGAAGCUUACACAAUAGAUGCUACCCCACAGUGAUUGCUGGUUUUCUCCAAACUUGUCACUACAAAUGAAAUUAUUUAUUUUAAUUGGGAAGCAGAGACUUAGGUUUCUGGCCGGGACCAUGCCGAAGACGAUAAUGUGAAGAUGAGUGUAUCCAUCAGUACAGAAAUGAAAAGGUUUUAGAUAGAUAUGUUGUUGUAGCAAAGGAAACAUCAAUUCAUAUUCUUGUAGCCUAGUGUUCUUCAAGCUGAAUAGUUGUGUUAGUUCUCUUUGCUUGGGUGUAAAAUUUUGCUGUGUAUAUGACUCAUUAAUGAUCAAAUUUCUUUGGUGUUUUUACUUA